GAGCUCCCUGUGCCUCGCGGCGCUCCUCGCGGCGCGGGCGGCGGGGGCCGCCCCCGCCCUGCGCGACGAGGAGUGCUUGGUCCAGGCCCAGGCACUUGUGACCGUGUCCACUGGGGACUCUGUCGCCAACGAGUCCAACGCGGGCACCGCUGUCAGCAACCUCACGGGCAGUGCCGCCGCGGGGCCGCCGGCGCCGCUCCGCCAGGCGCCCGCCUUGCGCCUGGACGAGCGCCAGAGGCUGCUCCGCGAGCUCCGGUCCGAGAACGAGGCGCUGAAGCGCCAGGUCGAGAGCGCGAGGAAGGAGUCCGAGCGCAAGGCGGAGGACGAGCGCAAGGCGGAGGCCCAGCGCAAGGCGGAGGCCCAGCGCAAGGCGGAGGCCCAGCGCAAGGCGGAGGCCGAGCGCAAGGCGGAGGCCCAGCGCAAGGCGGAGGCCGAGCGCGAGCUUGAGCGUAAAAUGGAGGUCGAGCUGGAACCGGACGCAGAUUGGUUGACCAAGGAGAGGGCCCGCCUCCAGCGGGCCGCGGGCGGCAGCGCCCCGCCGCCGCGGCGCCGUGAGGGCGCCCCGGCUGCGCAAGGCCCAGACGAGGCCCUCCGCCACCGGGCCCGCCCGGUGAAGCUGGCCAAGGAGAAGUUCCGCGCUUUCCCGGUGUUCGCGGAGAACCAGACGCACGAGCGCCGCGCAGUGGUCCACAAGCCAGGGCCGCAGCGAGACCUGCACGACGAGCAGGCCGCCCACGACGCCAGGGCGAUGAACGACGAGUACGGCUUCCAGGUCGUCGUCGCGCCGCGCACCACCGCCGCGCCGACGGCGCCGGCGGGCGCAGGAGACAAGAACAUCAAGCACAUGCUUCACUCGGCGCACGGCUUCGUCGAGAAGACUGCGGCGGUGAUGAAAAACGAGACGGAGACGCAGAUGUUGCUCAAAGUGGGCAUGCGGCUCAACGACAAGGGCGACAUGCACGUCUUCAAGAGCGCCCUGGUGACGAAUUGCCUGGUGCUGCUCGGCUGCCUCAUCGUCUUCAGCUUCCUUCGCCUGCAGUACCCCGAGGUCUACGCCAACAACGUGCUGGAGCCCAGCGAGGACGGGUUCGGCACGGCGCCGUUCAAGCCCUCCAGCAGCGUGAUCGGCUGGGUGACCGCUGGCCUGUGCGUCACCGUGGACGAGGCGGAGCGCACGAGCGGGCUGGACGCGGCCAUGAUGGUGGAGUUUCUGCACUUCAGCCUGCGUGCCCUGGCGCUCGUGGGAGCGCCGCAGCUGCUCGUCCUCUGCCCGAUGUACGCCUUCUGGGGGGGCGGCCCGGCGGAGCUGCAGAACGACAUCCUGAGCAUGGUCGACAUGAACAACGUCGUGGAUGGCCAUUGGCUCUUCUGGGCCUACGCCGGAGUUGUGUGGUAUGUGGUGGUCGUGACGCAGCACCUGAUAUUCCGCGCCAUGAGCAGCUUCCUGGAGAGGCGGUUCCGCUGGCUCGCGGAGCUGGAGCCGCCCAGGUCGACGACGCUGCUGGUGGAGGCCGUCCCCGAGCGAUACUGCUCCGACGCCGAGCUGAAGGAUUACUUCAGCGAGCUCUUCCCUGGAGAUUCCGUGGAGUCCGCCUACAUCGUCAAGAACACGGACCGACUGCAGUACCUGGUGCAGCAGCUCAAGAUCAACUACCAGUUCUGGGAACAGGUGCAGUACUCACGGUCCCAGGCGCUGGAGAAGGCAAAAAUCCAGAGCGACCUCGAGACGAGAGAGGACCUCGACAUGAUCGAGAGGGUGGACCACUACGCUGGCCGGGUCCAGAUCGUGGAGAAGCACGUGCAGGCGGAGCGGAAGCGCAUCCUCGAGGACUCGGCCGAGCCGCUCGUGGUGACGUCCGAGCGGUCCGAUGACGGCGGCUACGUGAAGCGCCUGUCAGGGCACGCGCGUGCCGUGAACACCUGCUGCGGCUUCGUCACCUUCCGGUCCAAGCGGGACGCCAUGAUCGCCCUCAACAUGAGGUGCACAGCCGACCAGGAGGAGUUCCUCAUUUCGAUCCCGCCAGAUCCAAAGGACGUGAUCUACAACGACCUGCGGUACUCCCCGCACUACCGGGCCCUGAUGGCGCUCCUGGGCCACGGCGCGAUCUUCGCGAUCUUCAUCGGUUUCGUGCCCAUCGUGACCCUCCUGUCAGAUUUCACCGACUUGCAGAAGCUCGAGAAGACAAUGCCCGUCACCAGCGAGUACAUAGCUCAAUAUCCGCUCUUGCUCUCCGUGAUGGAGGGCGUAUUGUCGUCUCUAGCCCUGACGCUGUUCACCGCGUGCCUCCCGACGGUCCUGAUGAUGAUCAUCUACCGGUGCUACCUGACGGGUGCACACGCGUGGGCGCAGCAGCGAUUGCAGACCGUCUACUUCUGGUUCCAGACGAUCUUCAUCAUCCUGGUCGCGGCGGUGGGCGGGUCUCUGCUGGACAAGAUCAAGGUGCUGCUGGACAAGCCCAUGGACACCUUCGGGCUGUUGGCCGACCACCUGCCUGGAGCGACGCACUUCUACCUCAACUUCAUUGUCAUGCAGUGGGCCACCCACGGCAUCGUCAUGACUCGGUACAUGGUACUCUUUAAGUUCAUCGGCCUCCGCGCGCUGAUGGGGAAGAGGCGCGCUGUGGAGCUCGCUGAGCCGGAAGACCAGGACUACUAUGGCAUCGGCUCGCGCUCUGCACGCUGGAGCGCCACCCUACUCAUCGGCAUCAUAUUCUCCACGCUCUCGCCCAUGAUCGCGGGCUUGACGUUCAUCAACUUCGUGCUGUGCCGCAUCUGCUACGGGUACCUGCUCGUCUUCGCCGAGACCAGGAAGCCCGACUCCGGCGGGCUCUUCUUUGUCAACGGCCUCAUGCACGUGCAAUACGGGGUCAUGAUUUACGUCGUCCUCAUGAUCGGUGUGAUGGCCCGCCACGCGAAGAGCAGCGGCCCGAUCAUCCUGACCGUCCCGGCUGCCCUGUACCUGACGUACUGCAGCUACCGCUUCCGCGUGGGAUUCAGCUACGACAUGAUGCCGUUCCAGGAAGCGGGCGCGGACGUCCCCACGCUCCGAGCCAGCCGGAAACUCUCCGGCGCGCUGGCGCUGCCCCCGGAGCUCGGCCGAUCGCUGCGCUCCCGCAACCAGAGCGUGCAGGACCAGGUCAAGAGCAGCAAGGGCAAGGGCAAGGGCGGCACCAAGCAGCAGGAGAUCCAGGCCGACGGCCGGACGAGGGCGGAGCGCGACCGCCGGCCGCCGAAGCGCGACCGCCAGAACGAGGAGCGCGCCCGAGAGCCCCCGGAGAACGCCCAGCUCGACAACACCGGCGCCCGGCUCGACAGAGGCCGCAUGUCCGAGGGCCGGCGGGGCGGCGGGGUGCCUCGGCCCGCGGGAUCCCAGAGGACUCCCGAGGAAACGGAGAUCACCUGGGCCGCCUGUGCGCUGGAGCUCCACACGGCAUCCGCGAUCCGCGGCCGCGCCAGCGCGCGGGAGCUGUACCCGGGACUGGCCGAAGGCUACGAAGCGGUUCUCAGUAAGAACGAACGGCACCACGGCCGCGAGCCUGCGGCCCGUCAGCUCGGCAAGUGGCUCGUGACUUACGGGGGGCCUCUGGGGUUAUGGCCCCUCGCCGCCACAGAACGUGCGGAAGCCACCGGGUACGGGAACUUGUUCGCCCGCAUGGGGCUCUCCGGCAGGCCGCUCUACGGCGCGGUCGGAGGCUACUUCGACCACGGAUGCUUUCAGUGCAGGGGCCUCGUGCCCGGGCGAUCUUCGCCAGGGUGGCGGGUGGCGACCGACUUCCCGCGGUCUGCACCAGGCCCUGCACGCGACGCCGACCUCCCACGCAUCCGCACGCCCGCGGCCCGCGGAGCCGUGCUCCACGGCCGUUGCAUCUCCGUGCCGAUGCUGUCCGGACGCGACAGCGUUCUGUGGGUGGCCGAGGCUGCCGCGGGAGACCAGGCUGCUCUGCUGCACGAGGUCCACUGGGAGGCCCAUCGAGCGACCGCGUGGGCCGUCUCCAGCGGCUCGACGCCGCCCGCCUCCCGGGCGAGGGGCCAACCCGCCGUAGGCCACCGGGCCGAGUCAGAGAUCGACGCCGUGGCCGCACGCGGCCCACGCGGCACGCAGCUGCUGGCCCGGGAAGCUCACGCCCCAGUGCACUUCGACCCUGGCGCGACGGCCACGUGGUGCCGGGGCCGUGUGGUGUCCCCGGUUUUUCCCAAGAGCCUGCCAGCCGAUGCCUCCCACGAUCUGCGUCAAAAGUUCGGCGUCUUCGAACGCGCCUUCAGCGUUCCGCAGGUCGACACCGCGGUCGCCCUUCCGCCGCAACAGGUCCCGCCAGCGCCGUCGGGCGCUCCACCGACGCACCAUCCCGCCAAUCUCGGGGACGACGACGCCCUCCCUUCCAGUCAGGAAGACACUUAA
This is a messenger RNA of Prorocentrum cordatum, 4399 nucleotides long. NCBI's taxonomy places the organism in Eukaryota, Dinophyceae, Prorocentrales, Prorocentraceae. The record is from the annotation of a GenBank genome assembly.